GCCAAAAAUAAAAAUACAGAAAGAUUUACAAAAAAUUGGAUGAUGAAAUUUGAAGAAUUUCGUACUAGCUCUGGAUAUUUAACCCCUUUAACAAACUUAGAUGAUGUAAGACAAAUCGAAAAAAAAAUUGUUGAAUACAUUUCAGGCAUGAAAAAAAAAGAUGAUAAUGAUUAUAGAGCAAAUUCUAUUAAACAAGCAGUAGAUGCGAUUAGCAGAUUUUUACUUUAUAAUUCACCAAUUCAAGUUAAUUUACAUGAUCAAUAUUUAUUUCUGGAUUUGUAUACUGUUUUACAUAAAAAAAUGCGUGAUCUUCAAGAACAUGGAUUUGGUGAAAUCAAGAGAUCAAUUGCUUUAAAUUCACAACAAAUUCAAGAAAUUUUACAACACUCUAGAAUUGAUCGUAGCAAUCCAGUAAAUCUAUUAUAUCAUAUUUUUAUAUAUUUAUCAAUUCUUCUUGCAAUGCAUGGUGGUGAACACUAUCAACUUAAGGUUGAUCAGUUUAAAAUUGAUAAGCAUGAUACUGUUGGACUAUGCAAUGAUAUAAAAUUCUAUUUGUCAAAACGACCUUCUGUAGCUGAUCCAGAAUUUUAUUUGCAACCAAGUUCUGACUGGAUAGAAUCGGGUAAUUGGUAUAAAAAGAAUCAUGUAGGAAAAAAUAAAUUAAUGAAUUUCAUGUGUGAAAUUGGACGUAUAACACAGAUCGAUAUCCCUAUGGAGUUACUUACAAACCAUUCUGGGCAAAAAACUGCUGCUCAAUGUUUACAAGAUAAUAAUAUUCCAGAACAGGCAAUUAUGCAACUCACAGGACAUAGGAGCGUUCAAGGAAGUCAUGCUUACAAGCAAGUUAAUAAGGAUCAACAACUUAAUACUUUAAAUACUUUGAUCAAUAUUACAGAUAGUUUUGCAAAUGAUAACAAUACUAACAAUAAUAAUUCAAGUUCACGAAAUCCUCUACAAGAAAUUACACACAACAUGAAUUUUUCAGAAAAUAAUUUUAAUUCUAGCAAUAAAAAAUUCUUCAAAAUGCCAAUUUUUAAUAAUUGUUAUUUUAUGAAUAUUACAUUUAAUAUUCAAAAAUAG
Messenger RNA from Racocetra persica, 1080 nucleotides. Lineage: Eukaryota; Fungi; Glomeromycota; Glomeromycetes; Diversisporales; Gigasporaceae. The record is from the annotation of a GenBank genome assembly.